AUGACAGACUUCAAAAAUGCAUGCUGGAGUAAACAGGAGAAUAUAUACGCAGUUCACAUUGCUGCAAACUUCCUGUACACUGAUAUGUUAUCACUUAUUCUAAAUGGUGAAUGUAAUGUAAACAUCGGACGUGAAUGUAGUUCGAAAGAAGAAUAUGGCACAAAGCACGGGGGAAACCCAUUGUUUAUUGCAUCAAGAUUUGGUCACCAUGAAAUUGUUCAAGAACUGAUAAGUCAUGGUGCUAAGGUUUACGGAAAGGGCUUGAGAAAUCCCAUUUUGUACCCAUCUUAUUCUGGAUGCGAUAAAACUGUUGCGUUGCUUAUUACAAAUGGGGCAAAUAUAAACGAAAAAGACCACGAGGGACACACUUCUUUGAUGAAUGCCUCCAGAAGAGGCUGGAUAGAUGUCGUCAAAAUUUUGCUGAAGAAUGAAGCUGACUUAAACAUAUGCGAUGACGAGGAAGAAGACGAAGAAAAAGACGAGGGAGAAGAAAAUGCUUUAGAUAUGGCAUGUUCUAGAGGCCAUUUAGAUAUCGUGAGUAUUUUAUUGGAUCAUGAUAUUGAUAUCAAUAACAAUGGUAAUGAAGAGAGUUACACACCUUUAAUGCAUACUAGUACUUUGGAGGGCAACCAUCUUUCAACCUUACUUUAA
Messenger RNA from Saccostrea cuccullata (small rock oyster), 651 nucleotides. RefSeq names its product homeobox protein Wariai-like. The record is from RefSeq and is a predicted model, not a curated record. Bases 1 to 651 code for a protein of 216 amino acids. Gene Ontology annotation, molecular function: protein binding. Lineage: Eukaryota; Metazoa; Mollusca; Bivalvia; Ostreida; Ostreidae. The transcript is spliced from 2 exons.